AUGACAAAUACCUCCACCACUGUUACCCAAAUCAAUAAUAAUAAUAAUAAUAUAAAUAUAAACACUAAUAAUAAUAAUAAUAAUAAUAAUAAUAGUAUGGAAAAUAAUAAUAAUAACAACAAUGAUAAUGAUGUACCAGUUGGAUAUGUAAAUCAAGGAUUUGAAAAUUGGAAAAAAAUUAAUCAAAAAUGGAGAGAUGCUAUUUCAUCUAAUCCAAAUUGUGCAGUAAAUAAAUAUAAAUCAGUAGAUGCUGUUACAAUUACUGAAGAAUUUUUAAAUAGGGGUGGUGUUUUCUCAAAAAGAGUACCUUUACCAGAUUUAGUUGCAAUAUUAGCUGAAGAAUGGGAAAAUGAAGAGAAUUAA
Molecule: messenger RNA, 363 nt
Organism: Dictyostelium discoideum AX4
Lineage: Eukaryota; Evosea; Eumycetozoa; Dictyosteliales; Dictyosteliaceae
Exons: 2
Coding region: 1-363 (120 amino acids)
Source: RefSeq, a predicted model, not a curated record